Tinamus guttatus (white-throated tinamou) is the source of this 1391-nucleotide messenger RNA. NCBI's taxonomy places the organism in Eukaryota, Metazoa, Chordata, Aves, Tinamiformes, Tinamidae. The record is from RefSeq and is a predicted model, not a curated record.
AUGAUGGGAUUAUCAGGAAGUCCAAAGCCCAGAUUUCAUAGCACAAAUCGUAAAGAAGGAUCUCAUGCUUUGCUUUUCUGUGUUAGACAGAGCUAUGAAGAACUGGAAAGACAGCUGAAAGAAGUCUUUAAGGAAAGGAGCAAUAUCCUUCGUCAACUGUCAAAGACUUCUAAAGAGCUUGAGGGAAUUAAAGUAAACCUUCAGUCGUUGAAAGAUGAUGAAGCAUCAGCCAAGAAUGAUGUGCAGAAACUGCUGGAACUGGGCCAAAAGCAAAGGGAAGAAAUGAAAUCUCUCCAGGAGGCCUUUCAAAAGCAGCUUAAUGAGGCAGCUGAGAAAGCAGAAAAGCAGCAGGCUACCAUUAACUUUUUGAAGACUGAAAUGGAAAGGAAGAGCAAAAUGAUCCGUGACCUCCAAAACGAGAACAAAAGCCUGAAAAACAAACUCCUGUCAGGAAGCAAGCUUUGCGGUAUCCACGCAGAAGAGUCAAAAAAGAUCCAGGCCCAGCUGAAAGAGCUUCGUUACGGGAAAAAGGAUUUGAUUUUUAAGGCACAACAGCUAACAGAUCUGGAGCAAAAACUAGCAGUUGCAAAAGAUGAAUUGGAAAAGGCGGCCCUUGACAAAGAGUCGCAGCUGCGGGCGCUGAAGGAGACGGUGCAGCUGUGCCUGCUCCCUGUCGCCCGCCCUGCACAGCCAGCUUCCCGCCGGGAACGCGAAGCCGUCGGAGCGGCCGCCGGCCCCCGCGAGCGGCGGCUCCAAGGCGCCCGUCCAAGGCACGAGCAGGAAGCAAAACAUACAGUCAUUUUGCCCACACAAUGUUACACAGCUGAAUAUCCAGCUGAUUUGAGCAACACGUUUCUUAUCGUGCAUUUCUUCAAGUCAAAUGUCUCUGCAGACAAAGAGAGUCUUCGCGUUUCCUCGAGGAAGAAAGAAAACCAGAGCAUCCAGGAGUGUGAUUCUCAGGACGUCGGCAAGACGUGUUUGGGGAACCGCAAUAAUUCAACAUCUCAUUUGAAGGCAGCAGAAACAGAGAUCAGCUUUCAGAAGUUGCACAGCCCUCCGUGGACUAAACCUGAAGACAAGAAAGUGCCCGAAAGAAAUGAGAGAAAGUUUGACGAGGCUGUUAGUACAAAAGAAAAAAAGCCUCUAAGUGUUACUAAACUCCAUUAGAAACAUCCUUCACUUGCUCCCAUCCUCAUGUUCUUUUUAGUUCAGAGGCAUGAACGUACCCGGUUUCUGAAGCAUGCAUUUUUUUUUCACUAUUUUAUGAAUGUUUGUAAAAUAGUCUAGACUAGACCAAUUAGUACCUUUAAGCAAUAAUCCAAAAUGGAUGUUUGAAGAAACGCUUUGUAAUACAGUCCAGGUUUUGAAAUAGAAUUCUACCUUGAUCAGUA